UAUUUGUCACGUUUGACAUGUUGACAAUUAAUCCGAUGAUUUAUCAAAAAUAAUUGUUUUCUAAAAUAUUAAAGAAGUUAAAUUAUGUCAGCACCAAAUCCUUUUACAGCGCUGUUCGAAAAUGAGGAAGCCAGAAGCUCGACAAACGUUAAACUUAAUGAUAUUCUAGAAAACAUAUUUGGGUUUUCGAUAAAUCCAAAGAACAGCAAUAAUUUAAAUGUCUUGUUUUUGGAAGAUGUUCAUAAGGUACAUGAGAAAGACGAUUUAGAUUUAGGUUUAUUACAGUAUGCCUUAUUUGAAAGACUAUUUAUGUGUAAUGAAAACUCGGAUUUGAGGAGCGAUAGUGAUAGCUUGCAAGAAACUAAAGUCAUAACAUAUUUGUUCAAUUGUCUUCAAAAUUUGUAUAGCCACAAGGAGCAGCUCAGUUCAGAACAAUUCACAGAUGUAUAUGAUAAGAUAUUUCAAAAUGUUUCCACUUCUAUUAUACAACCAGAUAUGUAUUCUGGUCAGAGUAUGGCUGAGGAUAUGCUCAAUGUUGUGAAAGAUGCUGAACUUGGAGCUGAUGAAUUUUUUGUAGAAGCUACUAAAAGAGUAUACCAAGAAGAUAAUGGUCCAGAAUCCUUGAAAACAUUCAUAGAAAAUAUCAACCAAAUUUUAGUAAAGGAGCUAGUGAAAUGUAGCCUUACAGACACUAGCUUAACAAUAUUUAACUAUUUACAAGUUAUAUCUAGUAAUGAAUUAUUAGCAGAAAUGUUCAUAGAAAGCAAUUUUCCUAAGAAAAUCAACGUAGGUUCAGAAUAUGCCCAUACUGUUAUUGGUGCUAUUUUGAAUCAUUCUGUACUUCCUAAAACACCAGUUGGUAAAUAUGAACAUUUUACUAACCCAAUGGACCAAAUGGGUAACGCUGGUACUGAGGAGUAUCUGUGGGUGUAUCUUGAAAAGCAAAACCAGAACCUGCAUAGAUUUUUCUUGGCAAUGCUUAAGUGUGGCCCUAAAGUGAAAGAAAAAACAUUACUGUGGCUGGGAACCUGUUUGAAAACCAAUGUCAAUAGGGGUAAAAUUUGGAAUACACAUGCUCCAGAGUUAAACCCAGCUAUAUAUACGAAUGUUACUGAUGGUUUUGUUUUAAAUUUAAGUAAUCUAUUGCUGAGUCUGUGUCAACCGUUUUGCAGCAGAGUUAAGGAUGAGAGAGUAUUAAAGGUUGAUCCCACAUAUUGUGCUGUACCUAAUGAAGAUAUAGAACAAAAAGGCAUUCACAUGGGAGAUAUGGCUAGCGAAACCUGUUUCUUACCAGUUUCCUCUGAUGACCAACUUGAAGAAAAGCGUUUGAUGGCCAAUACUUAUAAUUUUGUUACAGAAUGUUUCUUCAUGGCUCACAGAUCUUUGGAUCUUGGGUACAGGGUCGGCGUCGACAAAAUUAUUAGGCAAAAUCACGAAAUGGGUAGAAUCCAGAGAGCUUUCAAUGACGCUCUACAACAAGCCGGCGGCAAUUCCGAUUUGGUAGGAACAAUUAAGGACAGAAUGAGCGAAGAGUUAUCAAAGUACUUAUCCUUGAAGUGCGCCUUGUCCAAUCCAGAUAUGUUAGAAAAAUUAUUCAAUUUGAUAUCGGCAACGUCUUAUUGGCUAUGCCAGGUUUCGGUGCACCAAGACAGUCCGGACUCAACAGCUUUUGCGCCCUUGAAAGAGUCGCCUGUAACUUUUCCUUUAGAUACCAGAGUUCCUGAUACAUUAAAAUGCAUUCCAGAAUUUAUAGUCGAAAACAUAGUGUCAUUCCUAGUAUUUGUACGCCGGUUCACGCCUAAAACCUUCGAAGAGGAAGGUUAUGAUAAAUUGAGUCCCAUUUUGUCUUUUAUCCUGGUUUAUAUGGGGUCUCGAAGGCAUAUGAAGAAUCCCCACGUUAGGGCGCGAUUAGCGGAAGGUUUAGAGUCUCUGUUGCCGUUCCACAAGGACGAGCCUCUAGGGAUUAGCGUGGGCGGAGCUCAGAGGAAGAGAUUGUUCACGGAUCAUCCUCAUAAUAUGAAGAUCGUAGAAAAUUUGAUGAACGUUUUCGUCGAGAUAGAAAUGACAGGCCAAAGUGUGGAAUUCGAACAAAAAUUCAACUAUCGCAGACCUAUGUACGCGGUUUUCGAUUUUCUGUGGGAAUUACCUGAACAUUUAGAAGGUUUUAGAAAGUUGGCCGAAGAAGCGGAACAAAAUAUGGAAGCCGUAAAUCCACCGUUAUUUUUGAAAUUCUCCAAUUUACUUAUCAAUGAUGCUAUCUUUUUACUCGACGAAGCCCUAGCCAAUAUGGCUAAGUUGAAAGAGAUGCAACAAGCUCAGGAUAACGGUGAAUGGGCGAACCUAAACCAGAGAGACAGAGCUCAAAAUGUCGCCUACUUGCACCACAUCGGUAAUCUAGCUCGUUUCGAUAAUAUACUAGGCAAAGAUACGAUAGGGAUGCUUGAAAAGCUAACCUCUAAAAUUAAUCUAGUCUUCACUCACACUACCAUGGUCGACAGAAUAGCUUCCAUGUUGAAUUACUUCUUGCUCAAUCUCGUUGGACCAAAUAAAAAGAACUUUAAGGUUAAGGACGCCAAAGACUACCACUUCGAACCGGCAGACACGGUAUUAGAAAUAUGUAAGAUUUACGUAAAUCUAAAAAAUAGUGACGCCUUUUGUUUAGCCGUAUCGCAAGAUGGCCGAUCUUAUAGCCCUAAUCUGUUCGUUUUGGCCGAAGACGUGUUGCUGCGAAUAGGCGGUGGUACGCUUAUCGGGGAACUGAAAGAAGUGGCUACUAAAGUGGCCCAGAAGGCCGAGGAACAAAUGGCGAACGAUGAAGUUCUGUCCGAGGCUCCCGAACAAUUUUUGGACCCGAUAAUGUCGACGUUGAUGCGCGAUCCAGUGAUUUUGCCCAGUUCGAAGCAGAUCGUCGACAGAAGUACUAUCGCAAGACAUUUGUUGAGCGAUCAGACAGACCCUUUCAAUAGGUCGCCAUUAUCUAUGGAUCAGGUUAUACCACACACGGAAUUAGCAGAAGAAAUUAGGAAUUGGAUAGCUGAAAGGAAAAGGAAAGCUAACUAGUGUUAGCUCAAGUACGAUGCUGGUAAAAUGUCGGACAAAGUCAAGAUUUUUUUAAUUAAUUUGAAGCAAUAUGUGAUGGCUUUUUGGUUUUAAAUAUUAAUUUUCUUAAUAAAUCUAUUGAUAUUUCCAAUCUGGUUUUAUAGCAUGGCGCCGUCAACAACUAUGACGUGACGCUAAUGACAGGGACGUUUGACAAAGAUGUCAACGUCGGUUGUCAUAAAAAUUUGACUUUUUCAUAUAUUUUAAUCGGUAGAUCUACACUGUGUUCAAAUUUAUAUUCUGAAGGUCAUUCCUCGCUAAAUAUCAUGUAUUUUUGUCAGUUUAUCUCUUGUAGCUGUUCAAAUAAUUGUUAUUUUAAAAUUUUUAAUAUCCGAUGUAUUUCCAAUUUUCAAUACAGUUAAAAAAAUGACGUGACUGGUGAUGUUUAAAAGUUUGUCUAUAAGACAAACAUGUAUAUUUGUUAUUUUUAUUUGAAAUUGUAUAUUUUGAACAUAUUUGAAAUAUAUCA
Molecule: messenger RNA, 3568 nt
Organism: Psylliodes chrysocephalus
Lineage: Eukaryota; Metazoa; Arthropoda; Insecta; Coleoptera; Chrysomelidae
Source: the annotation of a GenBank genome assembly